AUGCCGUCAUCGUCCUUUUAUCAGGCGAAACGAAUGCAUGGGGUUUGCAAGGGAUCGCUGUACCGUCAAAUUGAAAAACGUCCCGGUGUGGCGUCUUCCUCAUCUUCCAAAGUCUUGUCCUUUGCCAUCCUCUUUGGCGUCCAACUGGUCUGUUACGAUUCCAAACAAGCCUAUGACGAUGGUGAUCGUCCCAUGACCAUGUAUCUUGUGGUGGCACUAUCAUCGUCUGGAAAUGACGCCUUUCGGCUGGUGACUCAUCAAGGGACCCAUUUGCUAUGUAGAGCCAUGACCAAUCAAUGUCGGGAAGUCUGGUUGUCGGCCAUUACAGCUGGACUGGAACGAUCCUUGGCAGAGGGCCAAAACACUGUCGAAAUGGAAACCUUUAGCAAGGUCAAACCGCGAUCGCAUAACAAGCGAAAUUUGAAACACCAACCCUAUUGCCAUUCCUGCGGAAAGAUGGAACGACUCGAAUUUCAACUCAUCAAGGAAGGGACACCCAUAUUGCAAUAUGGCGAAGAAGAGCGGGUCGAUAUUAGUGAGAAUUGUUUUGUGGCACAAGGCGUCGUUGAUCAUGUCAGCUUUGUCCGGGAAAUGUACCGCUACCAAGAAUUGGAUCAAUACGCCAUUCAACAGGCCCGAUACAUGGUCUUGAAAAAGUUGAAACCCGAAUUGGAAAUUGAUCAUGACAAUCCCAAACCACUUACCAGCCAGUUGCAACUAACCAAAACAUCCCCCAGCGAAGUGGCCCAAUUGUUCAUUCGUCCCGAUUUCAAGGCGCUUCAACGGGCGUCAUCGACUUUGCACGAUUUAGCGACGGAAUUUGAACAGGGGAUCAUUGGUGUGCUGGAACUCUUGGAGCUCAUGGAACAAUCCUUGGGAAUUCGUGACAAGGAAAUGGCUGCCCUCAAAAAACAAGCUUUUCGAAUGGCGGGAGACAUGGGGACAUCCCUCAAAAUGUUGGCCGAACAGGCAUUGCCGACGGAGCAAUACACGUCUACCGAAUUGCUUCAAUGCAUUUUGGACUUUUUGCUAGAUUUGUGCGACGAUGGAGAGAUUCAAACCAUUGCGUUCUAUUGGCCUCAGCUUUGUAAUAUUCACUUGCAAAUGCUUCCACCAACGGAUGUUGCGUCCCUCCAACGCAUUGAAUUGAUGGAAGACUUUUUGUUGACCAUGGCGGCCAAACACAGUGUCCAUUUGGCCAUUGAAUUGAUUUGGAGUCACACGGCCGACUUGGAGGAUGCCAAGACACUCAAGUACUGUCGGAAUCGCAAAUUUGCCGUGAUUCGAUUCUUGUGCGAAUUGGAAAGCAUGCUCUUUGACUUUGAAUCGGGCUGGGGUGGUGGCAGUGUCACAGUGGGUGGUUAUCUCAAUCCAACCAAACACCAAAUUAUGCUACUGAAAAACUGGAUGGCGGAAAUACAAAAGUAUCGCUUGACGCAAACCGAAGUUCUUUCCAGAUCUUGUCGGUUGGACAAGCUGCGCGGACGUCAAUCGAUGGACGAAGCCAAGGUGGGACCGGAAAAGCUAGCCGAAGAGGCACUCCGGAUUGCUAGGAAUGCGGAUUAUUUGUCAAGUCACAUGGCCUUUACCAAACGAUUAUGCGACAUUGCUGAAAAGUUAUUUCAUCAGCCAGUGCCAGAACGAGCGGCAAUGUUGCAAAAUGAACUCUUUCGAUUGAAUUCGUCAGGUGCCAUGGGUGGGGAUCCCUUGAAUACAGUUAAAGAAUCGCAUACACGGGUAGUACGAAUUCCUCCUACAGAAGGUCACGUCUUUCGAAGUAAGGAGCGAACGCCAGUGCUAUUGUUGGUCGAGGUGAAUGACGAAGGUGUGACAGAAAGCGCAGUGGAUACACUGAAUCAACAAUUCAAGAGUGAAAAGCUAAAACAGGAAAAACGAAAUCAACAAGAGGACGAGAACCAUUUGAAAGAAGUGAACGCAAAUGGAGGAGAACCCACGGCGGCGGCAAGUUCGGAGUCAGGCGAAAAUGAUGACUCGGCCGAUGUAGAACAACAGUCGGAAAUUCAACCCCAAUCCGAGUCUGCCAGCGAACCAGUGAAAGGCGCAAGCGCACCUCAGGAAGCAGCUACAGCUGUCACAGAUGUGCCAUUGGCACCGGAAUCUCCCCAUCCCUCAAUACUGUCAUCACCCAUACCAAACACUCCAGGUGGUACUUUGGUGGAAGACCCUGGAAGCACGGAAGGACUGCAUCAUGAGCCAGAACAGCGUCACGCAUUACGCAGAUUUGAUGGCAAGAAUGGAGCAGCGAGAAUUCUUACACCGACAGCUGAAAAGGAAAUGGUCGAAGGGCUUGUAACCCAAGCAGUUGUCAACAAAUUGAUUAUCCCAUCCUUGGCGGAUGGCAAGGAAGACGAGGCCGAGAUGAAUGGCAGUGAAGGCAUGAAUGGCAAUGGCGAGGACAGAUCCCUAGCACCUGCCUUGAAGAGAAUCUCUUCCAUGGGCAACGCAACCAGCCCGCGAGAGCAAGACUUGAGACGGGAAGUAUUGAAUUCCAUCAUGAUGAAAGGCAUGUCGAAGAGUAAUACAAUUGCUGCUGGGGCUACUGGUGCAGUCCAGCGUCACUUGCAGCAAUUGGAUCAAAGGCUUGCCGUCGAAUUGUUAAUGACUGGAGAUGCGCCAAUUAGCUCAUCGUCAGACAGUGCGCGUCACGAGCUUUUGUCAUUGGGAAUUUCGUCGGUAGCACAAGAUGAACAGCCCGAGCUCACUGCCGAAGCCAAGGAGGAAAAUGACACUAUGGAAGCUAUCCGUUUGCUUCUGAUCCAAUAUCACGUAGCGCAAGGAACCUUGAGUAUGCAAGAUGCCGCGAAGGCAUUGACUCCCAAUAUGCGACGCAAAGGUGAUUUGGGCACUCGAACCUUUAUGGGACGGGAAUUUCCAGAGAUCGAUGCUGGUGACAUUGACCAACGACUUGUCGGUUGUGGUGUUUUGCCGCCCGCCGUUUUGCAGGCCCUGUCGCUCUGGAAGGGUGGUAUGAUUACAAAUGGCGAACUCUUGGAACUAGUGAAGAAAGAUUUGGAAUACGUCAAGGUGUCGGAGGAGAGUCAACAAAUUUUGAACGAAGAUUCCGCCUUUUGGCAAAGAUUUGCCUUUGGUGAACGAUGGGCCGAGAAGCGCUCCCGUAUUGCCGCAAACAGUCAUGAAGCAGCGAAGCCUGGAUACGAUCUCAUUGGUGUAAUUGUAAAGUCCAACGAUGAUUUGCGCCAAGAAGCCUUUGUGAUGCAGCUCAUUGAGCUGUGCAAGGAAGCCUUUCACGAAGCUGGAUUGGACCUUUGGCUUCUACCGUAUCGCAUUCUGCCAACCGGAAGAACUACUGGGGUUAUUGAAAUGGUGCGAAAUGCCAUGUCCUUUGACGCUUUGAAGAAGCGACCUGGCUACGGCAAAGGUGGUCUAAAGGAGCAUCUUAGAAGAAUGUCACAAUUCGCAGCUGAUCCUGGUGAAGCUUUCAAAUCCUUCCAAAACAAUUUUGUGAAGAGUCUUGCUGCCUAUUCACUUUUGUCGUACCUCUUUCUGUUCAAGGAUCGACACAAUGGAAAUCUUUUGCUGGAUACGGUUGGUCAUGUGAUUCAUAUUGAUUUUGGAUUUGUUUUCGGAAUUGCACCUGGUGGUAACUUCAGUUUGGAAUUGAACACGCCCUUCAAGCUAACAGAAGAAAUGAUUGAUGUCAUGGACGGAGUCCGAUCAUCCUUGUUUUCUGAGUUUGUGACACUAUUUUGCUGUGGCUUCCUUGCGCUGCAAGCUCACACCAACACAUUUGUGACGCUUCUCGAAAUCACAUCCAAGGGUAGCACCUUCCAUGCCUUUGAAGGCAAGAACUGCGACGAGAUUAUUGCCAAAUUCAAACAACGACUGUGUGCUGGCAAAAACAAGGAGGAAACUAUUUCCACCAUUUUGGACGUAAUCAAAGAAGCCACUUCGUCAUACGGAACGAAGCAGUACGACUACUUCCAGUACAUGUCACAAGGCAUUGCUCAAUAA
Messenger RNA from Cylindrotheca closterium, 3993 nucleotides. Lineage: Eukaryota; Bacillariophyta; Bacillariophyceae; Bacillariales; Bacillariaceae. The record is from the annotation of a GenBank genome assembly.